UGUCGUGUUUUCCCGUCACAGAGACAAAUACCGGUUCUACGCCUGCAUUCUGCGGGCUCGCUUCGAUGAGAACAAGGAUGAGAGGGACAUGGUGAAGGCCACCAGGCUGCUGAAGGCCGGAGAGGAGGAGUUCUGGGCCAACCAGCAUCCUCAGCCCUACAUCUUCCCAGACUCUCCUGGAGGGACAUCCUACGAGAGAUACGAGUGCUACAAGAUCCCAGAGUGGGUGCUGGACCACUGGCACCCCUCGGAGAAGGACAUGUACCCCGACUACUUUGCCAAGAGAGAGCAGUGGAAGAAACUGAGAGCGCAGAGCUGGGACAAAGAGGUGGCCCAGCUGCAGGCCGAGACUCCGGCCGAUGGACCCAGGACCGAAGACCUCCCUCCCGCCCGCGUAGAGGGAGACCUCCCCCCUCUGUGGUGGCAGUACGUCACCCGUCCCCGGGAGCGCCCCAUGUGAACAGCCUGAUGGGAAACUGUCUCCAAAAACAACAGCAGCACCUCUUGUCACAUCACCACCUGUCUGCAGAGACGUCCACACCUGAGCGCAGAAAACCGCCUGAAUCUCUCCGAUCCUUCGGUGAUUUUGGGAAUUCCUGUACAUUUAUCAAAUUAAUACCUGUAACUGUUCCAGUAAAUAAAUAAACGUAUGAUGUAA
This is a messenger RNA of Plectropomus leopardus (leopard coralgrouper), 658 nucleotides long. NCBI's taxonomy places the organism in Eukaryota, Metazoa, Chordata, Actinopteri, Perciformes, Serranidae. The record is from RefSeq and is a predicted model, not a curated record.